This is a messenger RNA of Carlito syrichta (Philippine tarsier), 1141 nucleotides long. It is a transcript of the gene RNF5, whose product is annotated as ring finger protein 5. NCBI's taxonomy places the organism in Eukaryota, Metazoa, Chordata, Mammalia, Primates, Tarsiidae. The coding region runs from base 144 to 677 and encodes 177 amino acids. Gene Ontology annotation, molecular function: ubiquitin protein ligase activity; ubiquitin-like protein conjugating enzyme binding. Gene Ontology annotation, cellular component: endoplasmic reticulum. The transcript is spliced from 6 exons. The record is from RefSeq and is a predicted model, not a curated record. Gene Ontology annotation, biological process: ubiquitin-dependent protein catabolic process.
GCAGGCACAGAAGCCAAUAGUGAUUAGAAAACCUUAAAGCCUGACCAACGAUCGUGGGCUGGAGGUGGCUUCUCGUUUGUUGGGGCGUGUGUAUGUGUAUUUGGGGGGACUGAGGGGUACGUGGGGGCGAAACAAGACGGGACAUGGCAGCAGCGGAGGAGGAGGAUGGGAGCCCCGAAAAGCCAAAGGGCGGGGCGGGCGCGACCUUCGAAUGUAAUAUAUGUUUGGAGACUGCUCGGGAAGCUGUGGUCAGUGUGUGUGGCCACCUGUACUGUUGGCCCUGUCUUCAUCAGUGGCUGGAGACACGGCCAGAGAGGCAAGAGUGCCCAGUAUGUAAAGCUGGGAUCAGCAGAGAGAAGGUUGUUCCACUUUAUGGUCGAGGGAGUCAGAAGCCCCAGGAUCCCAGAUUGAAAACUCCACCCCGCCCCCAGGGCCAGCGACCAGCUCCAGAGAGCAGAGGGGGAUUCCAGCCAUUUGGUGACACCGGGGGCUUUCACUUCUCAUUUGGUGUUGGUGCUUUUCCCUUUGGUUUUUUCACCACUGUCUUCAAUACCCAUGAGCCUUUCCACCGGGGUACAGGUGUGGAUCUGGGACAGGGUCACCCGGCCUCCAGCUGGCAGGAUUCCCUCUUCCUGUUUCUCGCCAUCUUCUUUUUUUUUUGGCUGCUCAGUAUUUGAGCUGUGUCUCCUUCCUGCGCAACUCCAGCCAAGCAAGAAUCAGUAUUGGGGGUCCCUGCUGACCCUUCCUUACUCCUGGAUGCCUCCCUAAUCCCUCCAUUUCUGUUGGCUAAGGCCAGCCCUGGCCACUCUCCAGGAGGGCUUGGGGAGGGGGAGUAACAUCUGUGCAUAGGAUGGGAGAGCAUUCUGCUCUGAACUGCUCGCUCAGUAGCAUCAUAAUUCCCAACUCUGAGGGAGAAGGACAGACUGAAGACAAUGUCUGUUUCUCCUCUCUCCUAAUCCUUUGCUUUCCCUUAGAUUUCUUGAUCUAAUGUUGAAAGGUAGGCAAGACGCCCUCUGACUCUCCCCCCCCUCUUGUUGAUUUAAUUUUUCUCUCCCCAGAGUCUAAUAUGGGUUUGACUCUUAAGUACUUCCUCCCCCUCACUACCUCUUUAUUACAAAUUCAAUAAAAAAGGUGAAAUGUA